Molecule: messenger RNA, 499 nt
Organism: Dendrobium catenatum
Lineage: Eukaryota; Viridiplantae; Streptophyta; Magnoliopsida; Asparagales; Orchidaceae
Product: 40S ribosomal protein S28
Exons: 2
Coding region: 105-302 (65 amino acids)
Biological process (GO): maturation of SSU-rRNA; ribosomal small subunit assembly; translation
Cellular component (GO): cytosolic small ribosomal subunit; ribosome
Molecular function (GO): structural constituent of ribosome
Source: RefSeq, a predicted model, not a curated record
CCUAUAUAUAGAGCAAGCUAGGGUUUGAAGGCAACACAGCCGCCUGGUUUCCUCUUCCAAGAACUCGGCGAAAGCGAUUAUCGAGCAGCGGAGAUUCUUAGAACAUGGAUUCUCAAGUGAAGCUAGCCAUUGUAGUAAAGGUGAUGGGUCGAACUGGUUCCAGAGGUCAAGUAACCCAGGUCAGGGUCAAGUUUGUGGACGAUCCAAAUCGUUUGAUCAUGAGGAAUGUGAAGGGACCCGUCAGGGAGGGAGACAUUCUUACCCUACUUGAAUCUGAAAGGGAGGCCAGGAGGCUUCGCUGACCCUUCUUCAGCCACACCCAAGGUCAUCAGUGUGGUUAGGAUUUUUAAAUAUGCAUUUUGUUUCUAGAAUUUGAAUAUUUUGAUAUGUGUUUAUUACAUAUCAUAUUAAUUUUGUGUGAGAUCAGAUGCUUUGAUAAAGACAAGUCAUAUUUUACUAAGUUUGCGUUUUGUCUCUUGAAAUGCAUUUGUGCUUGGUA